CCUCCACCCGUUUAUCACUACACUUCACCACAAUUCGCCAAACCUCGCGAUAUCACACUCAACGUUGGCCACAAGCCAACUCUACCACCGUAGUUCCAGGUCUCAUGACACACCCGUGCACGACACGUACGACUGCCGCCUCUUCCUCCAUUAGCCCAUUAGCCCACGCGCUGUCCCAGGCCUCCAAGCUGGUUAACGUCACAAGAGCGGAAACUUCUCAUCUACAAGAACCGCUGCAGACCUCCUGUAAACUCCCAGAGAGACCCCCCGUGGGCUCAAUUGUUUCUUUUCAUGCUUUUGUUUAUUUUUUCGCCUGCGAUCCCCACCAAGAAAUUAGGCAGAGUUCAGGCGAUCGCUUCCCAGGGAGAGCAAAAACGUGGCUGCCCACUUCAGCAGCAGUUCAGGCUAAUCGGGCCCUCCCACCGUCCCGCAAGGCAAAAAACACACCAACCACAUAAUAAAAAACUCCACCAAAAUUUGGACCCUUACAUAGAUCAACAUGGGGCUAACGUCUUCCAGGGACCACCCUCUACAUGGGCACUCACAUUACGUCGAAC
Molecule: messenger RNA, 557 nt
Organism: Williopsis jadinii
Lineage: Eukaryota; Fungi; Ascomycota; Saccharomycetes; Phaffomycetales; Wickerhamomycetaceae
Exons: 1
Coding region: 105-458 (117 amino acids)
Source: RefSeq, a predicted model, not a curated record